AACGCGCAGCUUGUGGAGUUGUGUUGGUGGCGGUUGGUUUUGUUUGGACUUCUCUCGAUCACCAAAGUUGUCGCCACGAUUCCUGCUCUGUGUGUGUGAAGUCUUGAUGCAGGUUUUUCCCACGCAGCUGUCCAAAGCUGAACCUGCAGAAGAACCAUGAGCAGUCCACUGAGCCCUUCUCCAACCAGAUGGUUCAAAACGCUGCGCAGGACCAGGCUGGGGGAGCCGUGCUUGAAGACGUACCUGUUGGAGAGUGUGGAUUUGCUGAGAAGGGCCAGAGUUGCCUUUCAAGCUGGACACACCCUCAAGGAGAACUUCAGACUGGCUCAGCUGCAGGCUGUGGUGCAGAUGCUGGAGGAACAUGAAUGUGACUUUGUGGACGCUCUUGGAAGGGAUCUCCAUAAGCCACGGUUUGAGACAGUUGUGUCAGAACUGCUGCUUGUCAAGAAUGAGGCACUUUAUGCCAUCAACAACCUUAGGAAGUGGAUGCAGCCGCAGCAUGUGGAAAGAAACCUGUCCACCUCAUUGGACGAGUGUGUGGUGGUGAGGGAGCCUCUGGGUGUGGUGAUCAUCAUGGGGUACUGGUGCAGUCCUGUCCAAAUGUGUAUGGUGCCACUAGUGGGGGCCAUUGCUGCAGGAAACUGUGCGAUCAUCAGUCCCUCCGAGUGCACUGCUCACACAUCAGAGCUUCUCCAUCGUCUAAUCCCUUUAUAUUUGGAUAAUGAAUGCUUCCAUGUGAUUAUUGCGGGUCUAAGUGACUUGCCUCAAGUUAUAGAGCUCAAAUUUGACCAUGUCUUCUUUACAGGAACUAAAGAGGAAGGAAGCAAAAUAGCUCAGGCUGCAGCUCGCACUCUUACCCCCGUCACCCUGAUUUUGAGAGGCAAGAACCCGUGUUAUGUGGACCAACAUUGUGAUAUCGCUACCACUGCACAGCGAAUCACCUGGGCUAGUUUCCACAAUGCUGGACAGAGCAUGGUGGCUCCAGACUACAUCCUGUGCCAUGUGGAUGUCAAAACACGGUUGGUGCAAGCCCUCAAGAGCUGCCUGGGGCAGUUCUAUGGCUGUGCUCCCCAAGAGUCCCGCAGCUUUGGUCGCAUGGUCAGUGUGGAUGCGUUCAAUCACACGAGAGACAUGCUGUGGAGAUCUGGCAAGGUGGCCGUGGGUGGACAGGUGAUAGAAGCAGAGAAGUAUAUUGCCCCAACAAUUUUGACAGAAGUGGCCGAAUCAGACGCCAUUAUGCAACAGGAUAUUCUUGGCCCAGUUCUUCCCAUUCUGACCGUAAACAAUGUGGAUGAGGCAAUUGCAUCCAUCAAGAGGCAAGAGAAACCCCUCUGUGUGUACGCAUAUUCCAGCAACAGUAAGGUGAUUUCAAGGCUAAUGAAUGAAACCUCCAGCGGUAGCUUCUGCUCCAAUGACAGCGUCCUGCAGAGUCUAAUGGUGGCUCUGCCUUUUGGUGGAGUAGGUGCCAGUGGGAUGGGUUCUUGCCAUGGACACUACAGCUUUGACACCUUCUCUCACAAGAAAUCAUGCCUGCUAAGAAGCACACGGUUUGAAUGCGUCACCUACCUGCGUUAUCCACCCUAUGAGGAGCGCAAUCUAUCUCUUAUGUCAUGGGCCAGUGGCCUUUCCCAGAAGAGCCAGGGCUGGUGUCAGAUCCUGUGACUAUGUGGGACAGUUGUCAUGGUGAAAGACUAACCAGCACGCUCUACAAUGAUCGUGGAGUGGCGAUAUUGGAGCCUACAUCCUGUAAAAUGCACUGUAUCUGCAAUGACAUGGGAAAAAUACACUUGCACACUAUCUUUCUGGCCAAUUUGAAAUGUAUCUUUAAAAUGAAUAAAUGGAACAUGAAAACCUUGUCCA
Molecule: messenger RNA, 1860 nt
Organism: Solea senegalensis (Senegalese sole)
Lineage: Eukaryota; Metazoa; Chordata; Actinopteri; Pleuronectiformes; Soleidae
Gene: aldh3b4
Product: aldehyde dehydrogenase 3 family, member B2
Exons: 11
Coding region: 157-1662 (501 amino acids)
Biological process (GO): aldehyde metabolic process
Cellular component (GO): cytoplasm
Molecular function (GO): aldehyde dehydrogenase (NAD+) activity
Source: RefSeq, a predicted model, not a curated record